UACCACCAUUGAAUCGACAAUAGAUGUGUACAAUAAUGUAGCCCAAACCGGAAAGCUUAAUCAGACCUUUUUCGAGUUAUCUAUCAGGAGAAAAAUAGGCAGAAUUAAUCUGUUGUUCAAUAGAAUUAGGCCACAGCGAAUCAAACGAUGGGAAUCAUUAGGUAGAGCGUGGAAAUACAUUUCUGGAAGUCCAGACGCCGACGAUCUUAAAGUCAUAAACUCUUCUCUAAACUCCUUGGUAGAUGAAAAUAAUAAACAAAUUCAGAUAAAUCACUUGUUUGAGAAACGUAUGAGAAACUUGACACAAACUUUCAAUUCACUGUUAGAUAACGAGCAGAAUUUGGAAAAAGUAACAUUCGAUAGUUUAGACUCUUUGAAUUUCAUAUUUGAGAUUGAUGAAUUAUUAUACUAUUUAGAGAUAAUUGAAGAAUCUAUAACACUAGCCGGACGAAGCAUCCCAAGCAGCCGCAUCAUCCACCCUGAAGAACUUUCGGUUAUUCGCCAUACCCUCAACGAUAACGGUUUUCGAUUGAACUCGGUCGACGAUAUGUUGAACAUUGCUAGCGCGUACGCAGUAUAUAACAACGAGAUGUUCAUGUAUAUACUCAAAAUACCAAAAAUCAAGGAUGUGCAAUACAAAAUUGGUUUGAUUGAACCCGUAAUUGCCAAUAAUUUACGAAUUCAUCUCACGGCACAAUUUUAUAUUGAAGGACAGAACGUAUUUAUGUCAAAAAACCCGUGUCCAAAGAUAAAAGAUCUCUCUAUAUGUUCCUCCAGCAACUUGGAACCGCCUACGGAGUGCAUUCAACAAUUAGUUUCAGGACAACACACAGCCAAAUGUCCUAUGGAACGAAUUUACGAAGCUAAAACUAUUCGUAAAAUCACAGAAGGCAACAUCAUGGUUACAGGAUCCAACAUUACACUUUCAUCAAAUUGUUCAUCCGAACGAUUACUCAAUGGGUCAUUCCUCAUACAAUACUCCAAUUGUACUGUGAAGCUGGACGACGAGGAGUAUGCUAACUCCGACUUGGAAAUUCAACCAUUCAUCCCUACCACAGGAAUUAAGGUCAGUCCAACUAUACUGAUAAACAAUAUCCCGUUACAGCAUCUGCAAGAGAUGCAUUUAGAACACAGAAACCAGAUAGAUCAUCUCAACUUAACUACGAACAAUCUGCAUUGGAAACUACAUAUGUUUGGAUGGUUAACCUCAUUAUCAACAACAGUUAUAAUCAUAUGUAUCCUGGGCCUGAUCAUAGCCAUCAUCUUUAAAAUAUUUAGUUGGAGAAAACAUCUCACACUUAACACAAAAGAAGAUAUUCAUAUCAAUUUCAGCCUAGCAACUGAUGGAUGUCCCGAGUCAAGAGAUAUACCACUUAUCCCACAGCAAUAGAAGAAAGCCGAGGACGGCUUUCAAACUAAAAGGGGAGCCAUUAUGGAAACAUCGGAACAUCGUGCCAUUCAGGUGCACCAAUUGCAGUCAGACAAC
Armigeres subalbatus is the source of this 1486-nucleotide messenger RNA. RefSeq lists its product as uncharacterized. Lineage: Eukaryota; Metazoa; Arthropoda; Insecta; Diptera; Culicidae. The record is from RefSeq and is a predicted model, not a curated record. The coding region runs from base 290 to 1390 and encodes 366 amino acids. The transcript has a single exon.